AUGGCAGUGACUUUCAGAUGCCUCGGAGGCAUAUUGAAUGGCAAUGUUGGAGUCAUGAGAACCAUGAUCAGUGAGAUCAUCAAGGAAAGAAAGUACCAGAGUAGAGCUUUUCUGAUCUUGCCCAUGAUCUUCAACGUCGGUGUUUUGGUUGGACCCAUUCUAGGUGGCGUGCUUGCAGAUCCCUUUGCUAGUUACCCAGCUCUUUUCGGACCCGAUUCAACAUUUGGUGGCAAGGAUGGGGUACAGUGGAUGAAGCGAUAUCCUUAUGCACUCCCCAACCUUACAAGUGCGGUCUUUCUGUGCUUGUCAUCCUUGGCUGUUCUCUUCUUCCUUGAAGAGACGGGCGAGUUAUGCAAACAUAAACCGGACCCAUGUCUGCGCGUUGGCCGAUGGAUACGGCGAUUUGUUUUUCGUCAGAAGGUCACAACUGAGGCUGGGUACAGCGCCGUCCCAGAAGAUGACUUUGAACUUCAGCCCACACCAACGUCGGCACAUGCAGAGGGUUUCGACAAUUUUGACAAGCCGAGCAACAUAGUUCGGCAACAGUUACCGUUCCGUCGCAUAUGGACACGAAACCUCGUCAUGACGUUGUUCGCUCACGGCGUUCUUGCCAUGCAUGUAGGCACCUUCAAUGGCCUUUGGACCAUUCAUCUUUCUACACCUCGCUUCGAUCCCGCUAAUCCAUAUCCUCCAGGCCUAGUGCCUCAUGGUCUGUACUUUACUGGAGGUCUGGCCAUGCCUCCGGCGCGCAUCGGCAUCGCACUUGCUAUCAUUGGCGUCAUCGGUAUAUCGUUGCAGCUUUUGGUGUACCCAAAAGUGGCGCAUCGUCUAGGAACAACAAAGUGUUAUCGCGUUUUCCUUGCUUUCUUUCCAUUGAUGUAUACGAUUGCUCCCUUCCUCAGCUUGGUACCCAGCUGGACAUCACCACCCGAUGGCGUAAGUGGACCUUGGAUUUGGAUAGCCAUUACAUGCGCCUUGUUCAUACAAGUACUCGCUCGCACGUUCGCGUUGCCCUGCACAGCCAUUCUCAUCAACAACGUCAGCCCCCAUCCGUCCGUCCUAGGAACCGUUCAUGGCAUAGGCCAGUCGGUAUCCAGCCUUACGCGGACAAUUGGACCAAUACUCUUCUCUUGGGUAUUCGGUAAAGGACUCGACAUGGGCAUGAUAGGCCUAGCCUGGUGGUGUAUGGCUGCUGUUGCUGUCGCCGGGUGGGUACUCGCGCAAGGUGUUCGAGAAGGAGAUGGGCAUGAGAUACUGCUUGAAGGAGAGAAGAAAGAACCCAACUGA
Messenger RNA from Alternaria postmessia, 1287 nucleotides. RefSeq lists its product as uncharacterized. Lineage: Eukaryota; Fungi; Ascomycota; Dothideomycetes; Pleosporales; Pleosporaceae. Gene Ontology annotation, molecular function: transmembrane transporter activity. Gene Ontology annotation, biological process: transmembrane transport. Bases 1 to 1287 code for a protein of 428 amino acids. The record is from RefSeq and is a predicted model, not a curated record. The transcript has 2 exons.